Molecule: messenger RNA, 2848 nt
Organism: Periophthalmus magnuspinnatus
Lineage: Eukaryota; Metazoa; Chordata; Actinopteri; Gobiiformes; Gobiidae
Gene: slc13a2
Product: solute carrier family 13 member 2
Exons: 12
Coding region: 147-1910 (587 amino acids)
Biological process (GO): monoatomic anion transmembrane transport
Cellular component (GO): membrane
Molecular function (GO): transmembrane transporter activity
Source: RefSeq, a predicted model, not a curated record
GAUAAAAACACUAAACAGCACAGAUUGCAAUCCUUUCACUCAGCUUCAUCUCAAGAAGUCAUUUUUAAACACCUCACCUGCUUUAGUUUAAAAUCUUCUAAAUUUUGUGUUAACUCAUAUUUUGGGACAGCUGUUUUCUGUUGACCAUGAAUCUGAAAUGGUUUUGGUACCACAGGAACUUCUUCAUUAUCAUCCUGACUCCGAUCCUCCUGCUACCGCUGCCUCUGGUCAUUCCAACAAAAGAGGCAAAAUGUGGCUAUGCGAUCAUCCUUAUGGCUUUGUACUGGUGCACAGAGUGUCUGCCAUUAGCAGUGACUGCGCUGCUGCCUGUUGUCCUAUUUCCAAUGAUGAACAUAAUGGAGGCCGGACAGGUGAGCAUAGAGUACCUGAAGGACUCGAACAUGCUGUUUAUCGGGGGGCUGCUGGUGGCCAUUGCUGUGGAGAACUGGAACCUCCACAAACGCAUCGCCCUCAGGGUCCUGCUGCUGGUUGGAGUUCGCCCCUCACUGUUGAUGUUGGGGUUCAUGAUCGUCUCCUCAUUCCUCUCGAUGUGGAUCAGUAACACAGCCACGACAGCCAUGAUGUUACCCAUCGCUCACGCCGUCCUGCAGCAGCUCAGAGCCACAGAGGCACGGGCCGACGACAUGGAGGAUCUCGGUAGAGGCGACGACAACGCAGCGUUUGAGCUGCAAGAAACACAUACCAACGGAGCUGUGACUAAGAAACAUCUGGACGUGAUUCAGGAGGAGGAGAGAUGCAAUGAGACAGUGCGACAGGCGCAGCGAGAUGCGAGGAGUAGAGAGCGAGAGGCGAGGUAUGACCUGCUGACCAAAGGCAUGAGUCUGAGUGUAUGCUACUCUGCCAGUAUCGGGGGGACGGCUACUCUCACCGGGACCACCCCAAACCUUAUCCUCCAAGGCCAGAUGAACCAGCUGUACCCGGACAAUGGGGGCAUUAUAAACUUUGCGAGCUGGUUUGGCUUUUCUUUUCCAAACAUGGUCUUGAUGCUCAUCUUCUCUUAUGUCUGGCUGCAGUUUAUGUUCCUCGGCUUCAACUUGAAGAAGUCCUUUGGCUGUGGUGAGAAGAGCGAGCGUGAUCGGGAGGCGUAUGCGGUGAUGAGGGAGGAGUACAGGAAGCUGGGGCCCAUGUCUUUCGCAGAGAUCAUGGUUUUGGUGAUUUUUGUCCUGUUAGUUGUUCUGUGGUUCACCAGAGAGCCGGGCUUCAUACCGGGAUGGGCCACUGUCCUGUUCAAUCAGGAGCUGUCGUAUGUUUCCGAUGGAACAGUUGCUAUUUUAAUGUCGAUGCUCUUCUUCGUGGUACCUUCACAAUUGCCAAGUUUCGGAGGAUAUGGCUUCAAUGAGGCUGGAAAGCUAGUGAAGGCCCCUCCCACGCUGUUGAACUGGGAGGUGGUGCACGAGCGCAUGCCCUGGAACAUCAUCUUGCUGCUGGGAGGAGGUUUCGCUUUGGCCAAGGGCAGUGAGGUGUCUGGCUUGUCCACGUGGCUCGGGGAGAGUUUGGCACCUCUGGAGAAGAUUCCCCCUUUUGCCAUUUCUCUUCUUCUCUGUUUGUUAGUGGCCACUUUCACCGAGUGCUCCAGUAACACAGCCACCACCACUCUGUUCCUGCCUAUCCUCGGUUCCAUGGCCACUGCGAUUAAGAUCCACCCUCUGUACAUCAUGCUGCCCUGCACCAUCGCCGCCUCUCUGGCCUUCAUGUUACCAGUGGCCACUCCACCCAACGCUAUUGCUUUCUCCUUUGGGAACCUGAAAGUCCUCGAUAUGGUAAAAGCUGGCUUCAUGCUGAACAUCAUUGGUAUUUUGUGCAUAAAUUUAGGCAUCAACACCUGGGGCUACGCCAUGUUUGAUAUGGGAACGUUUCCUACAUGGGCCAAUGUUACAAACAAGCCCUGAGCAAAGAGCCACACAGUUUCAUUUCCUAUGGACAAAAGGAGUGUGGACGAGGUACUUGUAGCUUGAUUUAAAGCCAGUCGGUUUUCAACAAUAUUAAGAGACGUGCACCAAAAUGUUCUGGUGAAUAAGAGCAGAACAUAAUCUGGUUUUGCCAUAACCUAUAAAACAAUGUUAUCAGAUUUUACAAGAGCUCAACUUUGAUCUCAGUUGGUGUUUCCUUCUGUCGUAGUUGAAAGGAAAAUGUAUGCAAGCUGUGAAUCUGUAUAUUACUAUAGUAUAUUAUGUAUUGAAGGAUCAAGUUAAAUCAGAGGUCAAUGAGUAGUGAGGUCUACAGUAAUAGAGGUUUUUAUUUGAAAGAAAUCUAAUGUUCAGGCUUUGAAUUACAUUGCUAGAAAUUCAUUAGUUUUAAUCAUUGGAAUGUAAUAACUAAAAUAGAUCAUUUUAUCAGUAAUUUAACUUAUUGAUAUGGUCCUUUUAUCUGGACCUGGAGUGUUUUCAUUGUUUUUGUACAUUUUUACUAUUUAAAUAGUGACACAGUAGAAGAAAGUAACUUGAAACAUAUCCAAUUAAAAUUAUGCAAUUUUAAAAUGUUUUUACAUUUACAGACAUUUGAAACUUGGUUGUUCUCCUUGCAGUCAGUUUGGGAUGGCAAAAGUGUUAGAAAGAUCACCUGGACUUAGAUUUAAUGUAGUACAAUGCGAUUACAUUUUAAAAUUUACAUUCGUGCUGAGUAACAAGUGCAGCUAUUCAAUACAUUGAGUAGUAGUUCAACUGGGAAGUGAUCAUUUAAAGUUAAGAGUUAAAAUGUGGGAAACGCACAAGCCGCAGUAAAGAGAAAUGCUCUAGUUGAAGAAUAACUUUGAUAAGAAGCUGCCAAAAGGACUGUAUUGUAAAGGUUAGUAUUGAUAGUAUUGAUGCAAUAAACAUAAGAUAAAGAA